Monodelphis domestica (gray short-tailed opossum) is the source of this 3433-nucleotide messenger RNA. NCBI's taxonomy places the organism in Eukaryota, Metazoa, Chordata, Mammalia, Didelphimorphia, Didelphidae. The record is from RefSeq and is a predicted model, not a curated record.
AGGCGCCCCGCUACCCAGCACCAAAGGCACAGUUGCCCGGUGGCCUCCCCCUACGCAGAGGGGCCGGAGCCUGGGAUGAAGAAGAGGAGGGGGACCGGGCGGGGCGGGGCGAGGGUUAGGGGCGGCGCGCACAGCCCCCUCCCUGGAGUCCUGAAAUCUGCUUCUGAUUUCCGCGGGGAGACUGCGGCCGCCCCUCCUCCUUCUCCCCCACCCUCAGUUCUCCGGCCCCCCUUCCCCGCUCCUCCUUUAGCACAAACUCAGCUCCCCGCCCCCUCCCCCACCUCCGAGGCUCCCCCUCUUCCCUAACCCCCUACUUCCCCUCCCUCCCCGCGCGGUCUCAGCUCCCCCCUCCCCCAGCUGCCCGCUUUCCCUCCCCGCCCUCUCCCGGCUCUUGAAGCAGCUGGGCUGGACUGGGCUGGGCUGGGCUGGGGAGGCUCGGAGGAGACUGCCGAGGGACCAAGGCGAAGGGAGGGAGGGAGGAGGAAGGGUGCGAGCCCCAGACCCGCCCUCGGGGGCUCAAGGGAGAUCCGUUUGGGCCCCCGCCCCCCCCAACCUGCCUCUGGUGAGUCCGACUUGCGGCUGCAGCGGCAGUAGCGGCUGAGGGCACGAGGGGGUGGGGGUGGGCGUGGGCUUGGGCUUGGGGGGCUCUUGUCAUCUCUUCCCCUGCUCUCACGGCGAGGCUAGGGGAAGAAAAAACUUUUCUUUUGCUUUGACCAGGGCGUGUCCCCCCAAUCGUCUCCGGCCCCUCCCAUUCUCUCUCCCCCACUUUUCUCCCGCUCCCGCCCACGUCUCGGUCUGUCUCCGGGUCUCUGUCUCUCGGUGUCUCUGUCUUACUGUGUCUCCGUUUUCCGGUGUGUCUGUGUUUCUGCCUUGCUGUGUCUGUUUCCCUGAGUCUGUCUCUGUGCUUCUGACUGUUCCUCUCCGCUCCCCGGUCCGUCUCUCUUGCUGUGUCUGUCUUUCUCCCUAGGUUUCUUGUGUCUCCAUUUGUCCCUUCGUUACCUCUCUCCCUUGGUUUUGCCUCUUCCUUACUGUGCCUCUUUCGCCUCUGUCUCUCUUGGCUUGUUGCAUGUCUCCAUUUCUGCCUUUGGCUUGCCGUGUCUCAAUUCGUGUUUCUCUUUUUGUCUGUCUGUAUAUCUCUGUCCUUGUCCCCCCCCAACCAGCCACCCACCCACCCACAUGUCCUGUCUUGUCAGUAUGAAGCUCCCAUCCCGGUUCCAGGGGCUGCGACCUAGGAGGGUGUACCUGAUAUAGGGAGCCCCCCUCCUCUGACCUUCCCCCUCUAACCUCCUUCCUAGCCCUGAUCAUGUCCUGCCCACUCAGCCAGACCCCCUUGGGGACCAGGACCAUGCUGGGCCCAAUGUUGUGGCUCCUGGCUGCCUGGAUGCUGGCUCCAGUGUUGAGUGCUAGCCCACAGGUCCCAACAGACCCCUGCUAUGAUGAGGCAGGAGCCCCACAGCGCUGUAUACCAGAGUUUGUUAAUGCAGCCCUGGGGCGGGAGGUGCAGGCUUCGAGCACAGACCCCCGGCAGGCCCACCCCGCAGCCUUCCUGACAGAUGCAAGUGCAGCCGCUGACCGUACCUGCUGGCGCUCAGAGACACUGACUCGGACACCAUUAAAUGUGACACUGACCCUGCCUCUGGGCAAGGCCUUUGAGGUAGUCUACGUGAGUCUGCACUUCUGCUCCUCAAGGCCCGACUCUGCCGCCGUCUUCAAGUCCCAGGACCACGGCCGAAGCUGGUCACCACUGCGUUUCUUCUCUUCACAGUGUAACCGAGUAUACGGUAGGCCAAGCCGAGCUAUGGGACAGGCCCCUGCCCAGGCCUCUUUGGGCUCCGUAGUUCCUCGAGGUCCUGAAGCACUUUGUUCUGAGCCUCCACCAAGAACUGGUCCCCUUCUAGCCUUCAGCAUGCAGGAUGGGCUCCCACCUGGCCAGGACUUGGACUCUAGUCCUGUGCUCCAGGACUGGGUCACAGCCACAGACAUCCGUGUGGUGCUCAGCAGGCCAGUGGGACCAAGGGCUGCGGAGGGUGGGGUUGUGGCACCCUAUGUUUACUCUGUGGGUGAACUCCAGGUGGGUGGGCGCUGCAAAUGCAAUGGACAUGCAUCUCGCUGUGUGGUGGACACCCAGGGCCGGCUGGUGUGUGACUGUAGGCAUGGCACUGAAGGCCCGGAUUGUGAGCGAUGCAAGCCUUUCUACUGCGACCGGCCCUGGCAGCGGGCCACCGCCCAUGAGGCACACGCCUGUCUGGCCUGUUCCUGUAAUGGUCAUGCUCGUCGAUGCCGCUUCAACAUGGAGUUGUACAGGUUGUCAGGGCGGCGCAGUGGGGGUGUUUGCCUCAAUUGCCGACAUAAUACAGCAGGGCGGCACUGCCACUACUGUCGUGAAGGUUUCUACCGUGACCAAACCCGGGUCCUGAGCCACCGCCGUGCCUGCAAGGCCUGUGACUGUCACCCUGUUGGAGCUGCUGGCAAAACCUGCAAUCAGACAACUGGUCAGUGCCCAUGCAAGGAUGGGGUGACAGGCCUUACUUGCAACCGCUGUGCCCCUGGCUUCCAGCAGAGUCGUUCACCUGUCGCACCAUGUGUCAAAAUUCCAGCUAUGGUACCCACAGGAGUGACCAGCACUGUGGCCCCCGAAGAUUGUGACUCUCAUUGCAAACCAGCCAGAGGGAGCUACAGGAUCAACCUGAAGAAAUAUUGUGGAAAAGACUAUGCGGUGCAGGUGGCAGUGGGUUCAGCUGAGGCGGUUGGUGCGUGGACGCGCUUCUCCGUGGCCGUGGUGUCCGUGUACAAGAGCGGUGAAGAACGCGCGAGGCGCGGGGAGAGCGUCCUUUGGGUUCCCGCGCGGGACCUGGCGUGUCGCUGCCCACGCGUGCACCCGGGGCACAGUUACUUGAUCCUGGGCGGGACAGGACCGGGAGCUGGUGUUGGGGAGCGGGCGGGUCUUACCGCCGGGCGGGGCAGUCUGGUUAUCCCCUGGCGGGAUGCUUGGGCUCGGCGGCUGCGGAAAUUGCAGCGGCGGGAGCGGCAGGGACGCUGUGGAGGGGCUGCCUGACAGGGAAGGAAGGGAGGGCAUCAAAGGGGUCACAGGUGAGGAGGGGCGCCGCUUAGGAACGUGUAAGUAAGCAGGUGUGCGUGUGAGGGCACAGAAUAGGAGAAAGGGGAAGAGAAGGUAUAAGGGUUUGAGGCCCUAGGAUAAUGGGCCAGGACCUUGGAGAGAGGGAGCCCUCACCCGGAAACCCUGCCUGUAAAUACUGUAAAUACCUCGACCGCCGGCGGUCUUGGUCCCGCUGUGUGGUCCUUCUUAUGUAUCUGUCCUUGAGUCAUUGUAUUGAGAUCUGUAUCACUGUAUCAGUAGCUGUAUCACUUUAUGUAUAGCUAUAUUGCUGUAUCCAUUGCUGUACUGAUCCCUGUAUCGAUGUAUCCAUCGCCA